UGUAGAAUAAUGGCAAUACUGAGAGUUAGAUUAUCCUGAGAGUUAGAUUAUCCUCUUCAAAACCAGAGUAGUAGAAUAAUGGCAAUACUGCCGUGCCCAACCGGGCCAUAAUAUACAUAUAGUCUUGGUUUUGCUUGUAGUAAAAUAUACAGCAUAAUGUUACUGCAUAUUGAUACUUACAACAUCAGGACUUGUAGUAUAUGUUAGUAGUACAAUGUUUAGAAAGGAUAUGCAGUUCUGUGAUGACUAUCUUCAAAUACUGUUCUGUGAAGACUGUCUUUGUAUAAUGUUGUAGUAUAAUAUUUGAAGACUGUCUUUGUAUACAAUUCUAGUAUAAAAUUAUAGAGUUCCAUGGCUGCUGUUGUUGUGAUAUUAUAUUUUAGUAUAAUGUUACUACAUAUAAAAUAAUUACAUAAGCAAGCUGCGUGUUUAGUUUGAUAAAGUGCAAGUUUUCUUUUGAAAAUACAGUGGCAAUGUGACAUAUAUAUGGGGUACUGUAGGAUUGUUAUUUUGAUAAAUAUAAGCCUGAUUUAACCGAAAUUCAGUAGAUCAAUUAGUUUAUCAUGUCGGGUGGACUGGUUGAAAAUGAUUGACAUAUCUAGCCUGAUUCCUUUCGUGAUUGAGGUGUUUACCGGCAGAUAUAAUGAUUUGUAGCUAAUGUGGUUAUGUUGUUAUAUUUUACAUUUCUAGUACUUUGGUUCACUUGUAGAGUGCUUGUGCAGGAAAAGAUAUAGUAUGGAUAAGAGUUGGAUGAGGUUGCCUGAUAGGUUUUCAAGUGAUUACAUUUCAGGGGUGAAUGCAUUCAUUGAUUUUGCUUGUCAACAUAACAACGGCAAUGAUAAGAUGCGUUGCCCUUGUGAAACUUGUAUGAAUAUAAGUCAGCAGAGUGUCAGUCAAGUUCGAACCCAUUUGUUAUUGUAUGGUAUACAAACUUCAUACACAAAAUGGAUAUUCCAUGGAGAACAAGUUAGCAAUGAUGAAGACCAAGUUGAUGAGUCACUUGAAAAUGAGGAAGAUCUUGAUGAUUUUGAUGGAUUUGAUAUGGUCCAAGAUCUGCUAGGAGAUAUCCAUAGAGCCACGGUUGGGGUUGACGAGCAAGAGAACCAUAAUCCUGCUGGAGGUAGCAUUCCGGAGCCCAAUGAGUCAUCGACCAGAUUUGACGGCUUGCUGAGAAGUGCACAACGUGAGCUAUACCCGGGCUGCAAAGGCCACUCGGUGCUAUCCUUUGUUUUAAAGCUGGUACACCUCAAAGAUCUUAACCAUUGGAGCAACAAAUCUUUUGACAUGUUACUCAAGCUUCAAAAGGAGGCUUUGCCAGCUGGUAACUCGCUUCCAGCCACGUACUAUGAAGCAAAGAAGAUGUUGAGAGAUCUAGGGCUAGGUUAUGAAAGUAUUGAUGCUUGCAAAAAUGAUUGUGUUCUAUUCUGGAAGGAGCAUGAGGACAAGGAUGAGUGCCCAGUUUGUAAGGAAUCGAGGUGGAAGACACAGAAGGGCAAGGGGAAGCAAGUACCUCAGAAAGUGUUGUGCUACUUUCCCUUAAUCCCUAGAUUACAAUGGCUGUUCAUGAACAAGGAAAUAGCUUCAGAUUUGCGUUAUCAUAGGGAUAAGAGAGUUGUCGAACCAAAUGUGUUGACGGGUCCUCCGGAUGGCGAUGCUUGGAAACAUAUGGAUAAGAAAUAUCCCUGGCUGGAAGAAGACCCUCGCCAUUUGCGGCUCGGGGUUGGCACCGAUGGUUUCAACCCAUUUGGAAUUAUGAGUAGCUCAUAUAGUGUGUGGCCUGUCAUUGUAGUUGUGUAUAACUUGCCUCCAUGGAGAAGCAUGAAAGAGCCCUUCCUGCUCAUGACAUUAUUGAUCCCUGGGAAGAAGUCACCGGGAAGGGACAUUGAUGUGUAUUUGAGGCCAUUGGUUGAAGAACUAAAGCAAUUAUUUAAUCCAGGAGUUGUUACUUUUGACGCUGUUGAAGGAGGUACUUUCAAUAUGCGUGCAAUAUUGCUAUGGACUAUCCACGACCUUCCAGCACUAGGUUCAGUAUUUGGGUAUUCUACAAUGGGCUACAAGGCAUGCCCCUGUUUGCCUAGAUGGAACCUAUUCGCAACCACUUCGAAGCAAAAUUGGUUUCUUAGGCCAUAGGAGGUACUUGCCUAUUCGCCAUAGGUGGCGCAAAAGUAAGGCCUUCAAUGGUAAGAAUGAGAAAGCGUUGCCACCAAAACAACUAUCUGGGAAAGACAUUUUUGAAUUGUUGCAGAAGUUAGAUCAUCUCCAGGGCUUCAAAUACGGAAAACACCCUGGAAAUAAGAAAAGAAAGGCAUCUUCAAAGGACAUGCCAGGGAAAAAUUUCACAAAGAUGAGCAUCUUGUUUGAGCUACCAUAUUGGAAGGAUAUGAAAUUGCCACACAAUCUUGAUGUCAUGCACAUUGAAAAGAACAUUUGUGAGAGCUUAUUCGGGACUUUAUUAAACAUAGAUGGCAAGUCCAAGGACACACUUAAGGCCCGCAAGGACUUAGAAGACAUGAAUAUCAGAGAAGAUCUACACUUGAAUGAUACGAGAAGUAGCGUAGAAAAGCAUCAUGCAUGGUACACAUUAACCAGAGAUGAGAAACUUGAGUUUCUGCAAUUCCUAGAAUCUAUUUGCUUCCCAGAUGGAUUUGCUGCAAAUAUAUCAAAAGGUAUAAGUAAAGAUGGGAAAAUAACUGGGUUGAAGACACACGACUACCAUAUUCUUCUUCAGAGAAUACUCCCGAUUGGAAUGCGAGGAUUUCUGCACAAAGAUAUAUGUGAUGCACUUCUGCAGCUUGGUAGUUUUUUUCGCCAAUUAUGCUCCAAGACAUUGAAGCUGGAUAUCUUGGAUAAGUUGGAACAACAAAUAGUAAUUGUGUUGUGCAAACUAGAAAUGAUUCUCCCACCUGCAUUCUUUGAUAUCAGCGUGCACUUAGCAGUGCAUCUACCACAACAAGCAAGGCUUGGAGGUCCUGUACAAUACAGAUGGAUGUUCUUCGUUGAAAGGUUCCUUGGUACUUUGAAAGGCAUGGUGAGCAAUAGGGCACACCCAGAGGGUUCAAUUGCUGAAGCUUGUGUUAUGAAGGAGUGCUCAACAUUCUGCUCCAUGUAUCUACAUGGAAUUGAGACAAGGUUCAAUAGACAAGAGCGGAACUUUGAUGGGGAGAGACAACCACUUGAUCGUUUCUCGGUAUUCUCAACUAGUUUCCGUGCUUUUGGCCAUAGGGAUGACCUUAUGUUAACACAAGAUCAGUAUGAUUCUUUGUCUUGGUAUGUGCUAAAUAAUUGUGAGGAACUACAAGAAUACCUAUAUGAGCAUGAGGAUGCCCUACUGGUUGAAGGUGCAGAUAAUAUUGAAAAUAGGCAACGUGAACAGUUUGGUUCAUGGCUGCGCCAAAGAGUGAUCAAUCUGCGCAACCAAGGAGCAUCCCUAGUGUCUGACUGUUUGUAUGCAUUGGCAAUUGGACCGCAUAAGAGAGUACACAGAUUCUCAGGAUGCAUUGCUGGUGGUGUUAGAUUCUUGACAAAGGAGCGUGAAGAGGGUCGUAAAAGUCAGAACAGUGGUGUAUGCACAGAGGGACAACAUAAGGGGCAAAAUAUCACAUAUUAUGGUAUUCUUAAAAAUAUAUAUGUCCUGGAUUACCCCAAUGAUCGACAUGUUGCUUUAUUUGAGUGUGAAUGGUAUGAUUUAGAGAGUAACAAGCCUGUGAGGAUCGAUGACGACUUUGUUAGUGUUAAUACAGGAAGCAAGUGGUACCAAAAUGACUCCUUUGUACUAGCUAGUCAAGUGAGCCAAGUCUUCUGUGUACGUGAUACAAAAUUGAAGGGAGAUUGGCUAGUUGUGCAGAAGGCUCCGCAUCGCCAUCUUUUUGAUCCAGAGGUUUGGAAUCAAGUCAAUGAAGAUGAUGCUAGCGAUGAUAUUGCAUUUCAAGAGGAGGAAGCUACCAAUGUUUCCAUAGAUGAAACUUUUGAAGGCAAUAUCUCGUGUCGACAUGAUGUUGCACCAGAAAUUGUUACUGAUCCAAAAGAGUUGGCAUCUUUGAAGGAGAGCCAUGUCUCUCAGGAUAAUUCUGAAGAGGAACCAGAGUAGUAGAAUAAUUAUGUGUUGUAUCGGGUUAUAUGUCUCAUAUUUCAGGUUAUGUUAGACUACAUGUGUCCCGUGUCAGGUUAUAUUAGAAUAAUGGUGUUCUAUUUCAGUGUAUAUCAGACUAUAUGUAUCCUGUUUCAGGUUAUAUCAGACUAUAUGUAUCUUGUUUUAGGUUAUAUUAGACUAUAUAUGUCCUGUCUCAGGUUAUUUCGAAUUAUUAUUGAUACUUAUGAUUUAUUUAUGUUGCCACAAUAUAUCUAAUUACUAUGUAACUCGUGGUUUAUUUCUGUUGACGUAGCAAAUCUGAUUUCCCUAUCUUCCUAAUAUAAACAAUCUGGGUAUUGUUCCAUUCUUUUAAUUCUAUGGCAGAUGGGACCUGGACGAACAGUCCGGCCACCAAGAAAUGCCCCGCAAUCUCAAGGUCAACAUUCUGGGAGUACCUCAGCAUCAAAAUCCAGGAAGGUACGUGGGAUAAAUAAGGGAAAGGGCUUGGAGCGUUUGAUCAAAAGGGCAGGUCAUCCACUAAACUUGACCAUCUCCGAAGAGAGAAGACCUAUUGGAGAAAAUAAUGAAUUACUUUCCAGAGAGAUUGGACUUCUUACACGGUACCAUGCACCAUUCCAACGUGCCGGGUGGCAUAGUCUGACUGAGGAUGAUAAGGAGCCGUUGUAUGAACUUCUAAAGCUUAAGUUCAAUCUUGAUUUCACCCAAGAUCAUAUCAAAGGCUGUGUGGAUCUGCUAUUCUCUUCAAGCUACAAAAGUUUCCGUCACAAGUGUUAUGAACAUUAUGUAAAAUCUGGUGAUGAUGCUAGAAGCAAUCCAUAUCCUCCCCUUAUUGAUAAUAGAGUUGGAGACUGGAUUUGGCUCUGUGAUCAUUUUGAAACAGAAGAAUUUAAGAAAUGGUCCACAAUUGGGAAGGCUAACCGCUCAAACCUACCUUAUGUUCACAAGAAGGGAACAAAGUCAUUUGUAGCGGUUCAACAUGAAUUAAAUUGUGGCGAUAUCAGACUAUACAAGGAGUGUUACUCUAGUGAUAAGAAGGGAUGGGCAUCAGAAGAUGCCAGGAAUAAACAUGAAGAAAUGUUGCAGAAGCAAAAGGAACCUAUAGAGGAGGGUGAAGUACCUUUAACAGAGCAACAGAUUUGCGAGCAUGUGCUAGGUAAGGCAUAGGGUUACGUCAGAGGUCGGGGUCAUGGACCAAAACCAAAUAGAAGGGCUUACUCAAGCGCAUCAAGCUCAACUCAGCAUGUAGUGGAAGAAUUGGCCUCUACAAUGGAGAUUGUUGCUACGCAGCAAACUCAAAUUGAGGCUCAACAAUCUCAACUUGAAGCUCAACAGAAGAAGAUCGAUUGGCUACAAAGUGUCGUGUCUAACUUGGUUGGCAUUUCACCUCCUAUGGACGGCACUAGUGCAACAGGGCUAGGUUUCACAACUGAGUGGCCAAUGCCAUCUGACGGAAUAGGUUCGCUGAUAUCUAACACUGUAGAAAGGAUGUCAAGUUUUCCAAGAUCAUUUGCAAGUCAUUUGAGGCCAGGAUAUAGACCUGCUCCAACUUCUUCUUCUGAUGGCAAUGGCUCUCUGGUGUCGGAUGGAGGGUCCAGGUAUUCAUGAUCAGGAGAUGACCUUGGAGGAGCAGCGGAAAGCAAUACUCGCGUUAAAGACUGAGAAGAGAAAACUAGUUGGAUCUAAAGAAAAUUCAGUGUACAAAUGCUAAAUGUAAUGUUUGGAUCAUAUUGGGGUUUACUGAUUGGAUCAUAUGUUCAGAUCAGUACUAAACGUGGUACUGUACUUUGCAAAUGCUAGAGUGGUAUUUCCUACUUGCAAAACAAAAUUCAGUUUAGCAUGUAAUGUUUGGAUCAUAAGUUUACAAAUGUUGAUUCUGAACUUCUGAAUGUUGAUUCUGAACUGCCAAAUGUCUAAAAUUCUGAGAUUUCUUGCA
Molecule: messenger RNA, 6023 nt
Organism: Triticum aestivum (bread wheat)
Lineage: Eukaryota; Viridiplantae; Streptophyta; Magnoliopsida; Poales; Poaceae
Exons: 12
Coding region: 2321-4087 (588 amino acids)
Source: RefSeq, a predicted model, not a curated record